UCUGACAAGUUCUCUCUGAAAUCAUCGCAAUGUUUAUUAUUACGACACAGAAGCGGCCUAUGCUGACUUGCUUGUCUCAAUGACCAGAAUUAACAAUAUGUGCAACCGAUGUGAAACGAAACAAGCGCCAAGUAUCUGCUGAGUACAGGUUUUGACGACUUCUCCGUUCUAUCUCUAUGGGGAACGGCAUUAGGAAAUAUUUUGCCUUUCGAGUUCGUCCCCAACCCUCUGACUUGCAGCCAGUCGAUGCAAAUGCAUGGAUUCUUGAGGAAGUGGGACGAGGCAAAGCAGGAAAACAUCGCCGACCAAAAUUCGGUGAUAUGAUUGGCUCCAUUUACAUCUUAACAGCGCUUAUUGGGAAUUUAAACUCCCCAUACACAAAGCUUAGUCGUGCAGGGCUGUUGCUAUGGAUACUGAGUAUGGCAGUGAACUUCACAUAUGACGGUUAUGAGUCAAUUGCUAAAUAUGGCUACCCAUGGAUGGGUGUACGCGGUUUGCUGUUGAUCACUUGUUGUGUUUGUACGUGGUUUACUAUUCGGCGUACGAUCCCGUGGUUGGAGAAAGGACUGGGGGAGCUGGAAAGGGAUAAGCGUUACAGGAAGGCGUUGCGUGACAUAAAAGUCAUCACAAAGAAACUUCCUUAUGUCCUGGGCGUGUUUGCUGUAAUUAGUGGAUCUAUUCAGUUUGGAAUAAUGCAGAGAGACAAGGCAACCCACGUGACCUUUGGAGAGUCAUCUGACCUUCAAAUCACCUUCAUAUUCCACAUGUUAAGGUUCCUGAGUGGUGUGCACGUGUUCUACGCCUUAGCUCUUUUUUGGAGCAUCCCCAUGUGUGUUAUGCUGAUGGUGGGGUAUUCAAUGAUUGAAUAUCAAGACUUCUCUUGCAUACAACUUAAACUCAGGGAAAAGCGACUGACGCUGAGACAGGCCAUAGAGGGUUACAACGAAAGAGUGCAGUUUGUAAAGUUAUCAUCUUCAGCUUGUGUGGUAAUACUGUGCAUGUUGAUUGCGUAUACUUUUGUUUCUUUGGCUGUCAACGCAUACGUCUUUCUGUUCCGAAACCGAACGCUGUUCCUGUAUAUCGUCCACGCCCUCCUACCUCUUGUGCUCGCAGCCUACCCACUUAGCACCGCGUCAUGGGUCACCAAGCAAUAUCAUUGGCAUCUGGUAGCAGUUGUGAAGGCGUGGGUCGAGUGCAGUGAUUCUGACUCUGACUCAGAAGACGAACGGCCUCUGAGCAUCACAAACGAGCAUGGCACCAGUAGAUUACCUUCUAACUACAGUGAAUCGCAGGCUCCUACUCUUAGGAUUCACAUGCCUGAUACGGGCCAUGUGAUCGUGAAUUCAGCUUAUGACAACAUGGACAGACUUCAAAAUGUACUUACUGGAUCAGCACUAUUCCUUGGCAAACUUCAGCACAGAAAAAAAAACCCAAAGUUUAAUUUUGAAAAGUAUAUCUCAUAUCUUGAUAAAGUUUCGAGGAAUGUUGGCUUCUCGAUCGGUGUGGUCCCGGUGACCUGGGAACUAGUGUCGACUUUGUUUUUCUUCCUCAUCUCGCUGAUUGCUCUGUUUGUACAGGAAUCCAUAUUUGGAAAAGCGAAGAGCACGAUAACGAUUUGA
Pocillopora verrucosa is the source of this 1619-nucleotide messenger RNA. RefSeq lists its product as uncharacterized. The record is from RefSeq and is a predicted model, not a curated record. NCBI's taxonomy places the organism in Eukaryota, Metazoa, Cnidaria, Anthozoa, Scleractinia, Pocilloporidae.